AUGGAGGACAAGGCGGCCCACACGGGGCCCCUCCCCUACCACACGGGGCAUGUCUCGGUUCCUGAGAGCACAGGUGCCGAGUUCUACGACGCGGACUUCGGGAACAAGGCCACCUUGGCGCGCGUCGUGGCAGAGUCACCCAGGCGGUACAAGAUCAUGUCCUCGACGGCGCCGCGGUUCCGCGAGGCGCCGAGCACCGCCACCCCGGGCCCCGGCGUGUACGAGAUCAACCAAGGUCACAAGAAGGGUUUUGAGAAGACGAUCGAAGACUCGCGAGUGACGUACGCCGUGGCCUUCAAGGGCACCGAGCGCAAGUUCGACUUCGGGUCCUCGUCAGCCCCGGACGCGUGGUACGAGGUUGAGGACUACAAGUCGGUCAAGCAGUCCCUCGAGCAGACCGCGCGGCAGUACUCCAACAUGCGGUCGCGCCGGCCGCGGUUCCAGCGCCAGGCGGCGUCGCAGGCGCCCGACGUGGUGUACGACACCGACGUGGGCCCGAACAAGAGCCUCGCGUCGAUCGUGCGCGACUCUCCGCGCAAGUACACGGCCAUGAGCACGGUCUCCACCGCCGGGCGGUCACGCGCCAGCCACAACACCACCCUGCCCGACAUCGGCCCGGGGCGGUACGUGACCAAGACGCACUGGGAGCUCCGGCGCGACCCGCCCGCGUGGGACAAGCCCAGCUCGAGCUUCCUGAGCACCGGGCGCAACAAGAAGAAAGUCAAGCGACACAUGAAAAUGAGCAUGGCCAGCGUGCCGUCGUGA
Messenger RNA from Pedinophyceae sp. YPF-701, 765 nucleotides. NCBI's taxonomy places the organism in Eukaryota, Viridiplantae, Chlorophyta, Pedinophyceae. The record is from the annotation of a GenBank genome assembly.